This is a messenger RNA of Brassica oleracea var. oleracea, 1593 nucleotides long. RefSeq lists its product as uncharacterized. The transcript has 4 exons. The record is from RefSeq and is a predicted model, not a curated record. Gene Ontology annotation, molecular function: cysteine-type peptidase activity. The coding region runs from base 1 to 1593 and encodes 530 amino acids. Gene Ontology annotation, biological process: proteolysis. Lineage: Eukaryota; Viridiplantae; Streptophyta; Magnoliopsida; Brassicales; Brassicaceae.
AUGGCUGAGUUUUGUGUGCGUGUGAGGAGAAUGGUUUUGAAGGACUCAAUUGAAGAGAUGUUUCCUAUUUGGCCGGGUGAAGAUGACGACCCACAACUCGUUAGGUUGAUAACAGACAUACAUUCAGGUAGAUUUGUGAAAGGUUUGUGGGAAGUGCAGGGGAAUGCAAAGGAGAAGGGGAAUGAGAAAAAGAGAAUGAAGGGUGGAGUUUCAUCAGAAGCUGAGCCACCCACUAAGAAGCAGAAGAAAGUUAAGACACAGAAUGAGUCUGAAGCUACUGCAGCGGGAAAGGGUUCUAGCGAGAAGGAAGGUAGCAAAGAUUUGGAGUUGGAGAACAAAGUGACUCUAACGACCAUUGUGAGUACUUUGGAUAAUAUUUCCAAGAAAUUUGAGCAGUUUGACUCACAGUUGGAAGCUUACGAGUUAAACCGGAACAAACCAUUGAUGGACCAAAAGACCAUUGAUGACAGGGUGAAUGCUUUACUGGAGGAGCGUCUGAAAGAUCUGGGGAUUGGGAAAAUUCCCGAAAACCAUGAUAACCCCUCUCCACCAUUAUCAGAUAACUCUUUAUCGAUGGCAUCACCGGUGGUUCGAACGCAUCAGAAGUCUGUCAAUAGUCCAGCGUUAGUGGCUGCGACUCCUGGUAAGGAGUUUGGACCGAAAAAGAAUUUGGCCAAGGAGCUUGAAAAAGAAUCAGGGGUGAAAAGGACUUUGGAUGAGGAGUUUGGUAGUGUCGAUAAAGCUACUGAUAUGCGGCCUCUUGAUUUCGUAGUAGUUUCUCCUGCAAAGGCUACUAAGGAUGAUAAGGCUACUAAGGAUGAUAAGGCUGCUAAGGAUCCAGCCUAUGGACGCGGCUGCAGGCGCAAGCGUAUUGUUAAGGGUGAGGAUGCCGAUGAGAAGAAAAAAGCAACGCAAGCAGAUGCUGCGUUUAAGAGGAAGGAGAAGGCUGAGACUAAGAAAAAAGCUACUGAGGAUAAGAAAAAAGAGGCUGAAGCUAAGAAAAAAGAGGCUGAAUCUAAGAAAAAAGUACAACCUGAUGUAGAGGACAGUUCAUUGGCUGAUAUAACUGAAGAAGUUGUUGCAGAACAGAACGAAUUCGCGCCGGAGUCUGAUGUCGAGAAUUCUGAAGUGGUUAGAUCUGCCAUAAUUAAGGACUACCGGGAGAAAAAUGUUCGGUUAACUCCAAAAGGGUUGUCAAUGGCGGCAGUUUCUUCAUCAUUAGUUUUUCCGAACGUAGGACAUGAUGGAACGACGUGCAUGAGGAAGAAUCAUGUCGUGGCGUAUAUGAACGUCCUCAUUAAAAGGUCCAUGCGAGAGCCCACUCCAUUAUGGUCCAAGCGGAUUGCCUUCGUUGACGUUUGGUGGCAAAGUUUUUCGAUUCACGAUUACGCUCAGUUCAAGAUGAAACCCACAAUGUUCAUGUUCAAGGGCAAUGGUUAUGAAGAUAUGAUAAAUGGUAGGAUUCCCGAUCAUUGUCGAACAAACUUGAAGUGGUAUGAAGAUGUGGAUCACUUGUACGGAUGUCUUCAAACCAGCGGAAAUCACUGGGUUGCGUAUCACGUGGAUCUGAAGAAGGAGAAGUUUGAUUGCUAA